AUGAAGUUUAACGACAAAGAAAUCGCUCAAUUAAGCGAGUCCAAAUGUGAUCUCGAAGGAAGACUGAAUUACAGCAGACCCAAAUUCAAUCAAAACGGUUGCAAAGAAAGAUGGUUCAAAUUAAAAUCGAAUCUCCUGUAUUAUUUUGAUAUAAGUGAUACUGGGAAAGUCAACACGAAGCAACCUUUAGGGCUCCUGGUGCUGGAACAAUGCCAAAUACAAUUAGAGAUGCAAACGGCAAUGCCUUUUGCAUUUUGUAUCGUGUUCCAAAACGAUUGGGAUCGAAGACAUGUUUUUUUCAGGCAGAUCUGA
Molecule: messenger RNA, 312 nt
Organism: Ctenocephalides felis (cat flea)
Lineage: Eukaryota; Metazoa; Arthropoda; Insecta; Siphonaptera; Pulicidae
Product: pleckstrin homology domain-containing family J member 1-like
Exons: 1
Coding region: 1-312 (103 amino acids)
Biological process (GO): receptor recycling; retrograde transport, endosome to Golgi; endosome organization
Cellular component (GO): recycling endosome; trans-Golgi network; early endosome
Source: RefSeq, a predicted model, not a curated record